AUGCCCACCGCACUCGGCCUCACCAACGACAAGAAAAAAACCGUCCCCGGCGAAGGCCCGCACGUCUCCUCCUCAACCACCAUGGGUUCCAACACCCGUCUCGAUACCAUCUCCAAGCGCAACCACGCCGCCGCGCGCGAGAUGGAGACCCUCCUCUGGCGCGCCCUCUGCGACGACCCGGAGUCGCUCAAGGAGUACAUCGCGCACGACUGCGUCAUGAUCAACCCUCUCCUCGCCCCGCGCAACUCGUGCGAGCCCCUGAGCAAGGACACCGAGCCCAACGUUGUCGACGUGUUGCAGGCCGGCGCCGGUCGCAAGUUCCAUGGGUUCCGUAUCCAUGGGGACCCGUUGGUUGUCGAGGUCGAUUUGAUGGCUGUAGCGUUGGUGUAUAAGAUUAGUCUGUUCCGGCAUGGGCGGAAGGGUACACGGGAGAUUGUGGCGACGGCGGGGAGCACGUGGAGGCAGACUGCGGGGGCGGAUUGGUUGUUGGUGCAGUUCCAUGUGCAGUAUGCGGAUGAGGAUGAGGAGGAGGACGAAGAAGAGUAA
This is a messenger RNA of Dichotomopilus funicola, 546 nucleotides long. RefSeq lists its product as uncharacterized. The record is from RefSeq and is a predicted model, not a curated record. Lineage: Eukaryota; Fungi; Ascomycota; Sordariomycetes; Sordariales; Chaetomiaceae. The coding region runs from base 1 to 546 and encodes 181 amino acids. The transcript has a single exon.